Messenger RNA from Oryzias melastigma (Indian medaka), 1329 nucleotides. Its product is annotated as trace amine-associated receptor 13c-like. NCBI's taxonomy places the organism in Eukaryota, Metazoa, Chordata, Actinopteri, Beloniformes, Adrianichthyidae. Bases 1 to 990 code for a protein of 329 amino acids. The record is from RefSeq and is a predicted model, not a curated record. Gene Ontology annotation, biological process: G protein-coupled receptor signaling pathway. Gene Ontology annotation, molecular function: trace-amine receptor activity. The transcript is spliced from 2 exons. Gene Ontology annotation, cellular component: membrane.
AUGAUGGAGACUCUGAACACAGCUGAGCUCUGCUUCCCACAGCUCCUCAAUGCCUCAUGCAGGAAGCCGCUUCAUCAUGUCGCUGAAAACGUUUUCAUCUUCUUGGUGUUGUGCCUUCUGACAGUGCUGACUGUGACCCUGAACCUGUUGGUCAUCAUCUCUGUCUCUCAUUUCAGGCAGCUGCAUACCCCCACCAACCUCCUCCUGCUCUCUCUGGCUGUCUCAGACUUCCUUGUUGGGUUCUUUGUGAUGCCGAUUCGCAUUCUUCUCACAGAGGAUUGCUGGGUUUUGGGAACCUUCAUGUGUGGGAUGUUUAACUUCACCUCUUUCAUUCUUACAUCUGUGUCAGUGGGAACCAUGGUGCUCAUAUCAGCUGAUCGAUACGUGGCCAUCUGUGACCCAUUACGUUACCCCACCAAAGUCACUCUGAGGAGAGUCCAAGUGUGUGUUUGUCUGUGUUGGGCCGCUUCCAUUCUGUAUAAUGGAGUGAUUCUGCGGGACUCUCUCAGAGAUCCAGACAAAUUUAACCACUGCUUUGGAGAGUGUGUGCUGCUAGUAGACAGUUUAACAGGAGCUUUUGAUGUGGUCAUCACCUUCUUCUGUCCCAUCACAAUCAUUGUGAUUCUGUACAUGAGAGUAUUUGUGGUGGCUGUGUCUCAGGCUCGAGCCAUGAGGUCUCACAUCGUUUCUCUGCAGAGUUCAGCUCAACCGAGAGUGAAAAAGUCUGAACUGAAAGCAGCAACUGCUCUGGGUGUGGUUGUGUUCAUGUUUCUGGUGUGUUUUUGUCCAUAUUUCCUCCCUUCUGUAACAGGUCAAGAUCUUGAUUCCAGUGAUUUUUCAGCAGUGUUUGGAAUUUGGCUUUUUUAUGGAAACUCAUGUUUAAAUCCACUGAUCUAUGCUUUUUUCUAUCCGUGGUUCAGGAAAUCUCUAAAAAGUAUUGUUACGCUGAAGAUAUUGAAAGCUGACUCCUGUAAUGUCCUUUUAUUGUAAAGUUGUGAAACAGCUGAUGGAAGUGUGCAUUAUUCAUAUUCAUAUAAUACUUGUUAGAAAUGCUAAACAACUGAAAUUUAAUAAACAUUUGGAAUAAAAAAAGUAUGAAAAGAUAUCUUUAAAAUCAAAUAUACUUUGCACUGCAAACCUCAGAGAGAAACCACGAGAGAGAAGACACAUCAAUGAAACCACAUCAGCAACUUCCCCAAAUCAAACUUUAUUCAAAAAACAAUUUUCGUAUGCAAGUAACAAAAUGCUUUACAAAAUGAGAAUAUAUUUCAAGCUUUAUAGACAAAAGCAAAACAAAGAUAUCCACAUGAAAAGGAUGUCCCCAACUCC